Parastagonospora nodorum SN15 is the source of this 738-nucleotide messenger RNA. RefSeq lists its product as hypothetical. The record is from RefSeq and is a predicted model, not a curated record. Lineage: Eukaryota; Fungi; Ascomycota; Dothideomycetes; Pleosporales; Phaeosphaeriaceae. The transcript has 2 exons. The coding region runs from base 1 to 738 and encodes 245 amino acids.
AUGCCCGGGAUCUAUACACCAUCGCCGUCGCGUGCGCAAACUACCGCUAGGACGAGCUACUUCGAUGCGGCUCCGCGCUUUUCGUUGGCAUCUGAAACCUCCGGUUACCAGGUGACUGACCACGAGACCCGAAAGCGGACCCGAGACAGCUACACCACUCAACCUUCCACCACGGGCAUCUGGAACGACAACACUUUGGGAUACUCCCGUACUGCAGACACCAAGAGCCCUCCUCCGCUUGCACACGAUCGCUAUCAGCUCGCUGAUGGUGGUAUGGAAGGGUCUCGUACGUUUGGGAGACAGGCUGGAGACUACGACGACUACUUUCAGCUUCAGAGGCAGCGCGGACAGUGGUCUGUUCCCCCAACACCAUACAACGGUCUGAAGCCAAUGGCCGUAGACGGCACGCAAACAACACCAAAUGGCACAAAACCUUGGUCGAUCCUCGGCCUCGUUGGAGGAGUGGCCGGCAAGCUAUUCCAGUUCUGCACCGUACCCUUCCGAGGUUUCCAGGCUGGAGGCGGCCAGAUGUAUGCGGUAGACUCACAGGAAGAAAUCGCCUCCAGACUUGGGCUCCACGACGAUCCAUUCUCACAUCCCCACUAUCCAGCCGGUCCGGUCCGACAUGUCGCGCCUGGCAGCUUUCCACAAGAUGACUACGGGAUCGACGAUCUUUCCUUGGAAGUGCCAAAGCAGCACCCUCGUCGCAUAGCAGACAACGAUCGCACAACCGUCUAA